AUGCCUCAAUACAACAUUUUAACCUUACAAGAACAACUUUCCAUCGUUUCUGACGCAAAAACAUUGAAUGAACCUUCAUUUGAAGUCAUUCCUGACUUCUCCUUCCAGAUUUCAAAUAUCAAGGAAGAUGAUUCAAAUAAUACUAUUAAUGACGACUACUUCAAUUUGAAUUCAAACUCUACUGAAUUAGAUGCUGAUUUAGUAGAAACUUUCUUCAGCUCAAGUGUAGAUUCUACUCCAAUGUUCGAUUUGGAUGAAUCUCUACAAACUUCUACUUCUUCCGAUCCAAACACCUGGACCUCUUUGUUCGAUGAUGACAUCCCAGUCGUUACCGAAGAGGAUGUCACUAAUAAUGACGACGCCAUCAAAAUCACCGAUGAUGUCGCUCAAGUCAAACAAGAGGAAACUGCUUCUUUCUUACCAACUCCUGCUAUUGAACAGGAAACUUUAAGCAAGGCCACUAAAAUUACUACUGGUCGUGUUUCCAAGAAAGUCUCAAAUCCGAAGGUGGAUCAUUUAGGUGUCGUUUCUUAUAACAGAAAGGCACGUGCUGCUCCUUUAACUCCUGUCAUUGCGGAUCCAAGUGACCCUGUCGCUUUAAAGCGUGCAAGAAACACCGAAGCUGCAAGACGUUCGAGAGCAAGAAAAUUACAAAGAAUGAAUCAAUUGGAAACCAAAGUUGAGAAUUUAAUAAGUGAAAAUUCCGAUUUACAAAAUGAAGUUGCUAGAUUAAGAAGUUUACUUGAAUCUAAUGGUGUUUCAUUCUAA
Kazachstania africana CBS 2517 is the source of this 768-nucleotide messenger RNA. RefSeq names its product amino acid starvation-responsive transcription factor GCN4 (gene GCN4). The transcript has a single exon. Bases 1 to 768 code for a protein of 255 amino acids. The record is from RefSeq and is a predicted model, not a curated record. Gene Ontology annotation, cellular component: transcription regulator complex. NCBI's taxonomy places the organism in Eukaryota, Fungi, Ascomycota, Saccharomycetes, Saccharomycetales, Saccharomycetaceae. Gene Ontology annotation, biological process: positive regulation of cellular response to amino acid starvation. Gene Ontology annotation, molecular function: RNA polymerase II cis-regulatory region sequence-specific DNA binding; DNA-binding transcription factor activity, RNA polymerase II-specific.